CACAACAAUGUGCAUGUACGCCACGUAACUUGUCUAUCAUUGCUGGCUCUUUCUACUUUCUCCAUCUAUUUUUCUCUCUCUCUCUCUCUGCCCCUCACCUUUUAUAUAAUAUAUAAGAAUGAAUGAGCAAGCUUAAUUAGAGCAACAAAUUAAUAUCAAAAUGGCUGUGGAGAUUGAAAGGGAAUCACUCAUAACUGAGGCUCAUAAUGCACCUGUUACUUCUCAGAGAAGGGUUAGAAGUGACUUGGAAACUACUAUUCCAAAGCCAUACAUGGCUAGAGCAUUAACAGCUCCUGAUACAACACACCCAGAUGGAACAACAGGACACAAUCACCACAACUUGACUGUUCUUCAACAGCAUUGUGCUUUCUUUGAUCAAGAUGGCAAUGGAAUCGUUUACCCUUGGGAAACUUAUAUGGGGAUGCGUGCUCUUGGAUUUAAUGUCAUUGCAUCAUUUAUUAUGGCUAUUGGUAUCAAUCUUGCAAUGAGUUAUCCCACUCUGCCUCACUGGUAUCCUUCACUCCUAUUUCCUAUCUACAUACACAACAUGCAUAAAGCAAAACAUGGGAGUGACUCUGGAGUCUAUGACACAGAAGGACGAUAUGUACCAGCAAAUCUUGAAAACAUAUUUAGCAAGUAUGCUCACACAGUACCUGACAAGCUGAAACUUGGAGAGAUAUGGAACAUGACUGAGGGAAAUAGAAAUGUAUUUGAUCCAUUUGGCUGGGCUGCAGCUAAAUUUGAAUGGGGGGUUCUGUAUCUUCUAGCUAGGGAUGAAGAUGGUUUUCUGUCUAAAGAAGCUGUCAGAAGAUGCUAUGAUGGAAGCUUAUUUGAAUACUGUGCAAAAAAGAAUGCUGCUAAUAAAGAGGCCAAAAUGGGUUGAAAAUGAAUCAUAUCAAUUAUUGUGAGUGUAAGGCAUACAUAUAUUUUAGUGGUGUGAACUGUGAUGUAACAAAAUAAAGAGGAUUUAUUAGGAACUUGAGGUCUGGAUUGACCAAUGUAAUUAAGUGUCUCAAUAAUGCACUAGUACCAUAUGACUGUUCUUGUAUAUGUUCAUGUAAGGUAAAUUAAUACUGUUUGGUUUUUUUUAUAAUAUUCA
Cicer arietinum (chickpea) is the source of this 1099-nucleotide messenger RNA. Its product is annotated as peroxygenase. Lineage: Eukaryota; Viridiplantae; Streptophyta; Magnoliopsida; Fabales; Fabaceae. The record is from RefSeq and is a predicted model, not a curated record. Gene Ontology annotation, molecular function: calcium ion binding; monooxygenase activity.